AUGGAGGCUGUCCCUCGAAUGCCGAUGCUGAGUUUUGAUCUUAAAACCAGCCCCAAAAGCACCGAUUUCAGUCCAAUCCUAAAAAAGUACAUAACCCAGAAGUAUCAUGAAGAUCCAGCCAACUACAGCAAAGAAUGUGCGGACUUUGAUCAACUCAGAGCGUCUGCCUGUAAAGUCUCCACUGAUUUCAUUGGAUGCAGUCUACUCAAAAAAUAUUACUCCCAGCUGUGUUUUCUCCAGAAUCGCUUCCCUCUCACUGACAGCGAUGAGUUGACGAUAUCAUUUACUUGGGAAGAUGCCCACACUGGUGUCGCUUAUACCCAAAAAGAUGUGGGCUUUGAACAGGCGUGUAUUCUAUACAACAUCGGUGCACUGCACUCAGUCUUAGGUGCCAGUGAUACAAGGCAGUCUGCAGAGGGCAUGAAGAUUUCGUGCACGCACUUCCAAUGCGCUGCGUGGGCCUUACAGCAUCUUCACGACUCGUUCCCGCCAUCUUGGAGCCAAGAUAUGGACCACGAGCUACUGACCUUUCAGGUUAAUCUCAUGCUGGCGCAAGCUCAGGAAUGUAUCCUCGAGAAGUCAAUGACGGAUAACAGAAAGAGCACAAUUACUGCUAAAGUUGCCGCCCAGAUUGUCGAGUAUUACAGACAAGCGCUGAAAAAUAUCGAGCCUUUUCUAGGGGCCAUAAAAAAAGCAAAGGACUGGAAAAAGAGAAUGGAACUGAAGUCGAAGUAUUAUGAAUGUGUGACGUGUCUGUACAUGGGCAACCAGGCAGAGGAACAACAGAAGUGGGGAGAGCGACUGGCCUUUUAUCAAGCUUCUCUGAGCAAGCUGGACGAAUGUAGUAAACUUGCCAAAAAAGACCAGGCGGAUAUUCUCGAAGCUUUGAGAUUUACAAUGGAUGUUGUGGGGGGAAAGCAUAAUGCUGCAAAGAAAGACAAUGAUUUCGUCUACCAUGAAAAAGUGCCAGAGAUUAGUUCACUUCCAGAGGUCAAAGGUGCAUCGUUGGUAAAGGGCAUCGCCUUUGACAUCAAAGAUCCUGAAAUCGCGGGCCAGGAUAUCUUUUCCCGACUGGUGCCGAUGGAGGCUCAUGAAGCAUCAUCCAUGUACAGUGAGGAGAAAGCACAGUUAUUACGCGCUGUUGGGAACGAGAUUGAUGACAAAAAUGAAGAACUAGUUCAGUUUCUUGCCUCGCUGCAACUCGACCAGUCGAAGCUGAGCCCCGAGCCAGACCGUCUUCCACAGAUUCUGCUGGAGAAGUGUGCCGCAAUCAGUGUCCAGCCGAACGCUGUGAAGGAUUUAGUGGACGCAAUGCAACAUUUAUCGAGUAUUUCACUGGACGUUAACACGACAUUGGAAGACAUUGAAGCAAUGUUAGAAGACGACGACCACAAGGAAAACGAAUAUCAGCAAAUAACCGGGAAGUGGGUCGGAAACAUCAUCAUCAGCGAGAUUAGCAAAGAGGGUAGUAAAUAUAAGGAGGGGCAUACCAAGGCGAGCCAGUCCAAUACAGAUCUACACAAGGCUAUGAAUGAGCAUAUUAGUCGGCUGAAGCUGCUAGCCGGACCGUUGGAGGAGUUGCAGGCCAAGAUACCGUCGCUGGAGGCAAUUAGAAAUUCAGAAGAUGGCGUGAUCAUAGAAAAGCUCAUGAUGCUCCUCGGUAAAAUCGAUGAAAUGAAAAAUCAGCGACUCAUGUUGAACGAACAGCUGCGGAAAGCGAUACAAGAUGAUGACAUCACGAAAAUAUUGGUGACGAGGGGAGAUACUAACCAAGAGGAGUUUUUCAAAGAGCAGAUCCAGAAGCACGACCAAACUGUGACGUAUAUCCAUCAGAAUCUCGCCGCUCAGGAUAACAUCCUACGAGCGCUGACAGAAACGAACGCAGAUUAUGCUAAUAUUAGGCGGGCUACUGUGGAUAUCACACAAAGGCGAGAGGAGAUGAUCCAGAGUCUGAUCCAGUCGUAUGACGUUUACGAAGACCUCCUCGCCAAGUCCAAAAAGGGCAUCGAGUUUUACGACAAGUUGGAGAGCAACGUCACGAAACUCUACCAGCGUUUGAAGGGCGUGUGCAAGGUGCGAGAUGAGGAGCGGGACCAGGUGAUGGAGCGGUUACGACCAAAAGGUCCGCCGCCUGCCAGGCCGUCUGCUCCGAAACCCAACCUUAAUAUGCCGUCGCCUGCUGUGGCCCAGGGUGAACCAGACCAUGAUCCGGAUGACUACCAGGGACCGACCUUGAAAGACUUUCUUCCGUUCAUGAAACCUCAGACGUUUGGGAAUCUCAAGAACGUGCCAGCAGCUUUCCCACAGGAGGGAGGGGCGCUACCGGUGGUGACAGGUAACGUGGCUCCCUCUCCUGGUGUGACUCAACCUGCCAGUGCAGGUUUGCCUCCUGUACAGAUGAGCCAAAACGGACUUUAUCCGACAUCCCAGAUGCCCCAGGGAAUGCCAAGAGAUUCCUCACCUCAACCCAUGCCUCAAAGGAUGUCAAGAAAUGACUCGAAUCCGGUGCCACAGAACUUUCCAGGAGCUGUUCCACCAGGGCAGGCAUUGCCACCACAAGAUGCUCCUGCUGAAGGUCUGCAGGCACGACCAGGCCAGACGCAAGCAGUGCCUGGAUAUGGUAACAUGGUUUCUCAACAGGCACCAAUGAGCCAGCCGAGUGCUGGCUAUCAUCCGAGGGCUGCACGUCCAGAGAGUGCCCAUACAGUCGACACUGUGCAUGCUCCGCUGAUGACUCCAGGACAAGCUCCGUCUGCACAACCACAGAUGAUGCCCCCUAGCAGCCAAAGCUAUUACCCCACAUCGCAAGCCCCGCCUCCUAGUCAAGUAAAUGUCAAUCAAACAAUGUUGCCGCAGGAAUCUCAUCCCAGUAUGAUGCGCAAUGCCCCACCACCGCAAAUCAACCAGGCUCCAACUGGUGGUCCGUAUCAGCAACCCCCAAUCCAGUAUGUGAACAAUCAAGUGCCAUCUGGUGGCCAAUAUCCAAACUCUAGUCAGCAGUAUUCAUCGCAGCCAGCACCCUCCAGUGGCUAUAAUGUGAACCAGGGCCCGCCUGUUUCAGCCCCAACUCAACCGACACCAAAUACUCGGCCAUCUUACCCACCUCAGGGAGUCGUGCUGCCAAACCAACCACCUCUUGCGCAGUACCCCCAGCCACCAGUAUCGAGCCAAUUCUCGGGAGGGAACAGAUUAGAGCAGCCGCAAGGUGUACAGAGCUAUGGACAACAGGUUUCCCACAAUCAGAGGUUUGUACCACCUACCGCAUCAAUUCCACCUGAACAAGUCAAGCAGGUGACUCCGCCAAAUCAGUAUCAACAGGUGCAGCCUCAACCUGGAUACCAGGCCCAACACACAGGAUAUGGAAGUCAAGGCCAGCCUGUUCAAAAUCAACAGGUUCCUGUUCCUCCCCAAGCACAGGGUCAUGUAGGUCAACAACAGAACUACAUGGGUCAAGGACAGAUGCCAUCUACAAGCCUAGGUCAAAUACCUCAACAGCCAUAUCAAGUUCAAGGUCAGGUGCCUGGAAACCAAGGGCAACAGCAAUUUGGAGGUCAACAAGGUCAGAUAACAGCUAGGAGUCAAGGCCAGGUUCCCCAACAGCCAUAUCAGAGUCAAGGACAUAUGGCUGGAACUCAAGGUCAAAUUUCUACAAAUCAGAAUCAGAUUUCUGCUGGAUUUCAAAGUCGCACUAAUAUGACCCAGCCACAGGCCACAGGGGGCCAAGUUCCAUUCUGCCAAGGUCCGAUGUCUGUGGGAAAUCAGCCACAGAUGCCAGGUCAGAGUCACCAAAUGGGACAAAAUCAGCCGCAAGGCCAAGGAUGGACAGGGCAGCAGCCAAUGCAGCAAGGGCAGACUCAACAACCAGCGGUUCCCCAGGGAAAUAACCAACCCAUUCAAGCUCCUUACAUAUCAAGUCAAGGUCAAAUCUCCCAAGGACAACCAAUGGGUCCUGGUAGGCCUGCUGUGGGCAGUGUUGCACCUCAACAGAACGUGGGACAACAGAACAUGCAGUACCGACCUCAACAGCCUCCAGGCCAAUUGCCAAAUAUAAGUGGAGGUUAUCCUGGGUCCCAACAGCCUUCCAGACAACAGGUCCCAAACCAAAACCUUGUGCCAAAACCACCAGUGCAAGGACAAAGUCAAAUACCACCAGGACAAGGGCAAGGUCAAAUACCACCAGUUCGAGGGCAAGGUCAAAUACCACCAGUUCAAGUGCAAGGUCAAAUACCACCAGGUCAGGUUCAAGGUCAAAUGCCUGGCUAUCAACAGACAGGUCAAGGUCAAUAUCCUCCAAUGAAUCGCCCAAGCCAAACGAUGACGCCUCCGACACAGCAAGGUUACCCUCAAGGUCAAGUUCCCCAAAAUCAAGGUCAACAAGUACCUCAGGGUCAUUUUCAGGGUCAAACCCAGCAACCCCAAGGUCAUGGCUCGCCACAUCAUCAGGCGUCCCAGUACCAGCAGCCAACAUCGUUCCAGAGUCGAAACAUGAGCCCGCAGCUCUCGGCCCGACCCAACCAGGGCUACCCUCCCAAGGUCACACCAUUACAGAUUAAACCUGGUCAACAACAACCAAAACAACUGCCGAGUCCGCUGCCGAAUAAUCUGCAACAGCCGCUGAUGCCAACAGCAAGUGUCCCACAACAGAUUCAGUAUCCACAACAAAAUACGCCACCAGUAGUUCAACACAGUGGUGGACCACCUUUACCUCCUGUUGGUACAACGCUACCUCCCGGCGGGCCCGUGCUGCCCCCUGCUGGUUUGCCCGUUCAGCAGAAUAUGCAGCCACAGCCGCAGUUUCCGUUAUUGCGACAAAACUCGAGUUCCUCAACUGACGAUCUCCUGUCGUCGAGCCCGAGUCAUCCCGCACCGUCGACGAGUCUCGUUCUGACGCCGAAAGUUCUAACUGCCGAGGACAUCCAGCAGCAGAAGGAGGAGGAGUUGCGCAACACCAUACGGCAGAAACAUAACGACCCGUACGCCGACCGUGCUGUGCUGGAGAGCUUGAUUAGGGAGGUGGACAAGUUGGAGCGCAAGUUGGAGAAUCUGACUCGGCGGGAAGAUGACGGAGGGCUUGCCAUCUUAGAUAAAGAGUGGAAGGUUUUGGCUGAAGACCAAGAGAGAGAAUCAAAGAAACAAUCGAUGGCCAUAGCCAAGUGCUACCCGAUGAAGAACAGAUUCCAAGAUAUUUUACCAUAUGAUAAUUCACGUGUUGCCCUGACGAUGCAGAAAGACGAUUACAUCAACGCCAGCCAUAUUGAUAGUUUGGCCGCAUCCUGCCCCAAGUUCAUAGCGACCCAGGCCCCUCUGCCAAUGACCUACGCCGACUUCUGGCUGAUGGUGUAUGAGCAGGGAUCUGAAGUCGUGGUACUGCUUGUUAGAGAUGAAGAAACAAAUAAGCAAAAACCUCACGUGUAUUGGCCAACCGAGAAGGGACAGCGCAUAAGCCACGGACCGAUCGAGCUCACACUGCAGAGCCUGAAAGAGAGGGACUAUUGGCAAGAGAGACUGAUUACGUUAUCACAUCGCGAGACCAGGAAUAGUCGGACCCUCAUCCAUUUACAAUUUACGGCUUGGCCACUAAGUGGUAUUCCUGAGAAGGCGGAACCUCUCCUUCAGUUUAUCUCCGAGUGUCAUAGUUUCUACAAACAGCAGCGGAAUCUGAUGAAACCUGUCGUGGUGCAUUGUGGCUCUGGUGUGUGUCGGACAGGAAUCUUUUGUGUUGUUUACACGGCCGUUCAGGAGAUGAAUAUGGGCAACGGAAUCAUAAGUGUCGUGGAUACGAUUCGACGUCUGCGCCAGAAACGUAAAUAUAUGGUGGAGGAGAAGGACCAUCUCAAAUUUUGUUAUGAAGCAGUGCUGCAGUAUGCCAUGGAUCUGUUUGCAACUAGAGGAAUACCCAACAAAAGAACAACAAACGUUGCCAAGAAAUCAUCGGACACCAAAACAGUAUAUCACGCAAAUGAAGGCAUUCUUGGAGAUCUGAGUUCAUUUCGGGACAUCCAGUCAAGUGUCGAGAAAUUCCACAUCCGUGAUGUCAAACCGGACGAUCUUGGGACUGAGGGUCAAGGUCAUCUCGUACCUCUAGAUGCGACGGACAUAACGGCAAUGGCGUCAUCGAUGACAUCAUCGCAUUCCAGCGCCCACAACGGCGUGAAUUCAUUCGACGACUUAUUCGAUAUCCCCGACGAGCCAAGUGUUGGAAGUGGGGACGGUGGUGCCCCAGUGCCGGGCGCUGAAACUACCUCGUUAAAACCAGCUGAACGGAGUCGGUCCAAUUCGAACAGUUCGGCGCAGAGUCUCGGCUCUCUGGCAAAUUCGCCGGCGAAAAGUGUACAAAGUAUGCCGCCAUCUUUGGCCGAUUUACAAAAUCCCAACACGUUCACAUUGGAUACUUCAACGCCACCUAACAAGAAGAAAAUAACUAAAGCGAGUUUUUUCAACCCUUCGAGCGGUCUGCAGGAUAGCAUGAGUAGUGACAGUGGUGACCCAUUCAGUUCGUUAGACCCCUUAUGGACAAUUACCAAUACCAAGGAGCAAUCAGAUUCAAGCUAAUAUUAACUGCGAAGACCAAUACGGGCUUCAAUAUUAUUCACUGCGGCUGCUUAUAACUGUGUACAAGUGCGUCAUACGCAGACCCUGCUAUGCCAUCGGGAAGUACAUUCCGGUGGCCCAAUUCUUUGUUGUGCAGGGUGGACAAGUGGACAUUCUAAUGCCACCGGUGUAUACAUUGCAGCCAUUUGAAAAAAGUACCCAAUUCGCAUUGAAAUACCCGGCACAACAAAAGAAUAUGAUAAAUGGACUCUACUUCCGGGAGAGAUAGCCUGGUCAUUUGGACACUGUGCUACUGCUAUCGCUGUUGUCAAUUGCUAAGUACUAGCAUAAGACGACUGGAGAAACUGAGUGUCUGAUGCUAGUAAUGUUUUCGCUGUCAAUGUAAUUGUGCCUCGUUGCCAAAAUUUAUAUUGUGCUUAAUUAAACGAUUUUCACUUAACACCCAUGCUCUUGUAAAUGCUCACUUUAUUUAGUAUUUCUCACCUGCCAUUAACAAACUUAACCUCCUGAAUCGCGGUGACCGACCAGUCGGUCAUUUUGAAAUAACAUUUUUUGCCAACGACCGAUAGGUCGGUCUCAGUGGUAUUUUUAUUCCCUUGAGCUGGGACGCUAGUUUAUUGCUUGUUUUAGCAUGUUUGAUGUACAGUAGGGUCAGUUAGAGCAUGCCUGGGUAGAUGGCGCCUCGGUACCGGACUUUGGCGGUUGUAUGCGGGCGCUAUACAUCGUAAAGGUCAGACCCAAUUUCGCAACCACGUGACCACCCUGGGAUUCCGGGAUUUUCAAGUUUUGGGAUUCAAGAGGUUAAAGGAGGGGUGUCACAAAAAAAGUGCCCAGCAGUUAUGGGUUAAUAAAUUUGCUUUUGGCAGAACAGACAGAGCGAAAUGACACCACAGCAGGAAAACAGAAUCUAUUGGCAAAAUUUGGUGCUUUUUGUUUGAUAUUAGUUGUAGAAAUGUGUUGUGUGCGGCUUAAAACUUUGGAUUCGGACAAGCAAACUGCAAGUGGUGCACGUCUUCACAUUGUGCUGAUUGAUUCAGGGAUGCGACAUUUCCAAAUUUUUGGCGGAUUUCCUCCUGAAAGGGGUUUGAUUGGAAAAUAGAAAGGUCUACAUGUACAUGUAAUGCCUCAACUCACUGUAGAACUUUGAAGUUUUGAAAUCGGACAAAAUAUAUAAAUUUUCAGGGCAGAUCAAAAGGCCCAGUUAAAAGGAGAACAUUUUUCACCGAAAAAAUUGCAGCUUUGUUCUUAGCACUGUCACAUCCCUGUUGAAUCAUGAUUUAUUUCUCUAGAAGCUAAGGUCUUAAAAUUUUUCAUCAAAAGCAGGUGUAAUCGUUUAUAUUAUUAUGAUAUGUAUAUUGUACAAAAAAUAUAGAAUUACUCUUAAAUUAUAAUGUUGAAAUGUUAGUAGCGCUGAUAUCUGAAUACCUGGCAUUUCUUGCCCACAUUUGUUGCCUUGGGCAAAACUUCAGCUUUGGCAAAGUUACCUGUACAUGUACUGCAUGGAACCUUCACGUAUGCUACAUUGUAACCCUGUACAUGAACUACAUGUGACCCUGUACAUUUACUACAUGUAACCCUGUACAUGUGCUACAUGUGACCCUGUACAUUUACUACAUGUAACCUGGUACAAUACAUGUGCUACAUGUGCUACAUGUGACCCUGUACAUUUACUACAUGUAACCCUGUGCAUGGGCUACAUGUAAUCCUGUACAUGUACUAUAUGUAACCUAUACCAUGGGCACAGAUAGAAAGGGGGGGGGGCAAAUGCCAUCCUAGAAGUAUUAGUAGUUAUUACCAUAUACAUAUGUAGGUUCACAUGGGUGCCAAUCUAUUGUGUUAUGAAAGACUCUGACAGGCUUUUAAAUCCUACCAAAAAUUUGUGUUCACUUUGUGGGAGAGAAGCUGUGCUUCAGCUAUUAGAUUUGUCUCGGCAGGUGUAAAAUUGAUGCAUUGUGUCAUUGCAUGUGGGAAACGUGGCAAUUUCGCUAAGAAAGAAAUUAUUAGUUCUUCUUUAUCUCAACAGAGGGCAAGUGAGACGACUGGUCAUGCCCGCCAUUUUGGCAGUUAAUUCGAUUCAGUACCGUAUAAAGUCUUGAUUUAAUUGGCCAAGACAAUUAAUUAUCAUCACCCGAUGUCUGACUUCAUUGUUAUGAACUCAAUAUACAUGUAUUGGAAGUCGUCUUUCCUAUUCUCUGGGAGGUUCAAGUGUCUCGGGGAGUUCGCUGGUACACUGAUUGAGAUGGCUAAGACUUGUCUCAAUGAAAAUAUAGUAGAACCUCUCUAUUAAGGACACCCUCGGGACUGACAAGCGAGGUCAAAUUGAAUGGAAACAACCAAUUUGGGACCAAAAGUAGUGUUCUUUAUGGAGAGGUUGGCCUUAAUAGAGAAGUGUCCGCUAAGGGAGGUGCCACUGUACAGUAUGAUACAAUACAGGUUGUGCCAAUACACCAAAUUAAAGGAAAGACAGAUUCACAUCAAAAUGGUGGGUGUGACGUGACUUAUCAUGUAAUUUGCCCUCUGUUAAAACCAAUCUAAUUUCUUGCAAUUUGCUAUUCAUUGUUCAACCCGUCUGCUACAGUAUCUCUGUGUACAUAUUGUGACUAUCAUUUCACAAGCUCUAACAAAAUAAAGAAGCAAAUGGUUGUGA
Molecule: messenger RNA, 9199 nt
Organism: Lineus longissimus
Lineage: Eukaryota; Metazoa; Nemertea; Pilidiophora; Heteronemertea; Lineidae
Product: tyrosine-protein phosphatase non-receptor type 23-like
Exons: 21
Coding region: 1-6552 (2183 amino acids)
Biological process (GO): protein transport to vacuole involved in ubiquitin-dependent protein catabolic process via the multivesicular body sorting pathway; early endosome to late endosome transport; protein dephosphorylation
Cellular component (GO): endosome
Molecular function (GO): protein tyrosine phosphatase activity; protein binding
Source: RefSeq, a predicted model, not a curated record